CAACGCACACCUACACACGUGAAAAGUAACCGAGAAUAAAACGCUGCAGAGGCAAAAAAGAAGAAAAGAGGAGCGAACGUCGGUUCUCUUCUAGAUUCAACACACUUGUCCAAUUUCAUAGCGUUUGCGAUUAUUUUCUACUCAAAAGCCACAACCAAUGCAUCGUAACUUAAUUCAACAACAACUGUGAUCGCCAAACAUCGGAAAAUAAAAAAAAAAAGCACGUCAAGAAUUGCCAACGCUCCACUGCAAAAUCCAACUUCCCCCGCUCCCGCAGGAAGAUAACAAAGAAAAGUGCUACAAAAAGUGCCGAUUUUUCGCAGAAUUUCAACCCAUAAGCAAUACACAUUGUGCAUUAUAAAAGGAGAAAAAUUGCAAAAAAAAAGACGAUAGAAUCCCACACUUGACUCCAAACCAUCGACACCGAUUAUCAAAGAAGUGUCGAGAAGUCCAAAAAACAGCUAGAAGAGUAGCAGUAAUUGGUACCGGAAAACGGCAACUGAGAACCGGAGUCGAGGAGCCCGUUGUUUAGAGCAGGAAGAAUCAAUCGCCAGCUAUGGUCAUGGAUGCGACCCAAUCGCAGCAGCCUUCGCCGCAGUCGGUGGGACGCGAGUUUGUCCGCCAGUACUACACGCUGCUGAACAAGGCGCCCAAUCACUUGCACCGCUUCUAUAACAACAACUCGUCGUACAUCCAUGGGGAGUCCAAGCUGGUGGUGGGUCAGCGGGAGAUCCACAACCGUAUCCAGCAGCUGAACUUCAAUGAUUGCCAUGCGAAGAUCAGCCAGGUGGAUGCCCAAGCCACGUUGGGCAACGGUGUGGUGGUGCAGGUCACCGGUGAGCUGUCCAACGAUGGCCAGCCAAUGCGACGGUUCACCCAGACGUUCGUACUGGCCGCCCAAUCGCCGAAGAAGUACUACGUGCACAACGACAUCUUCCGCUACCAGGAUGUGUACAUCGAGGACGAGCAGGACGGCGAGUCGCGAUCGGAGAACGAUGAGGAGCACGACGUUCAGGUGGUGGGCGGCGUUGGUGGCACUGUGGAUCAAGCAGUUCAGGUGGCGGGCGAUGUGGUCGCCCAGCAGCCGCAGCAACAGCAGGCGCCUCCGCAGCCGCAGGCCCAGGUGGUGGUGCCUCAGCAGGUGGCUCCUGUAGCGGCCGGUGGUGCUGCCCCGCAGCAGAUCUUCUACCCAUUGCCAGCGGGAGCUGCUGCCGUACGUCCAGUGGCCGUUUUGCCGCCAGCCCCGCAGGCAGCAGCGGUUCCACUGCCCGCCCAGUUCACCGUACCGCCGCCACAGCCCAUCCAGAAUGGAGUGGUGUCGCACGAGGAACUGCAGCAGCAGCAGCAGGUGCUGGUCCCGCCCAGCGUUUCUCCUCUGGUGCAGCAGCAGCCGCCAAGCGCCACACCGGUGCUGCCCAUUGUCCCGGUGCCAAGUGCAGGCUUCCAGCUGUCGCCACUGGUGGCACCACAGCUCAUUCAGCAGCAGCAGCAGCAACCUCCACAGCUGCCCCCGCAGCAACAGCAGCAACCCAUCCAGCAGCAGCCCUUGCAGCAGCAGCAACAGCCGCUGGCGGAACCCGAGGAAGUCGAGGUUCCUCCGCGACAGCUGCAGAAACCACCCACGCCCGUCGAUGACUUCAAGACCAUCCACGAGCAGCAGCAGCAGGAGAAGUACGAGGCCGCCAAGCAGCAGCAAAACGAGCCAAAGACCUACGCGAAUCUGUUCAAGUCCACGUCUUCCUCGCCGAGCGGCUUUGUGAAUGCCGCUCUGCAGCAGCAGCAGCAACUCCAGCAGCAGCAGCAACAGCAGCAGUCGAUCAGCAGCAACACUUAUAGCUCGUCGUCGGGAUCCGCGGGCGGCGGCAACGGCGGUCAGGUCAGCUACUCGACCACCGCUUCUUCCUACAACAAUAGCAACGGCAACUCCCGACUGGACAACGGCGGUCCGUUGCCGCAGCGCAACAACUCGAUCCGGAACAACAAGGGUGACUUUGAGCAGCGUCGUCCGAGCAACACGCAGCAAUUCGGCGAUAAUCAACAAUUGUUUCUGGGAAAUAUACCACACCACGCCAGCGAGGAUGAUUUGCGCGAUCUGUUCUCGCGCUUCGGUAAUGUUCUGGAGCUGCGCAUCCUGUCCAAGGCUGGCAACAAGGUGCCACCGGGCAUGCGCAGUCCGUUGAACUACGGCUUCAUUACCUACGACGAUACCGAGGCGGUGCAAAAGUGCCUAGCCAAUUGCCCCCUGUACUUCCCGGAGAACUCACCAGACGGCCAGAAGUUGAAUGUGGAGGAGAAGAAGCCGCGCGUCCGCAACGACAUGCUGCCCCGUCAGCCGAUCGGUGGCAACAAUCUUAACAACAACAUGGGACGUUUGGGCGGCAACAACGGUCCGCAGUCGCGUCCAAUGGGAAACAACAACGGCAGCGGAGGCGGAAUGAUGCGUAACAAUCCCGGAGGCAACAAUCUGCGCCAGGGAGGCGGCGGUGGAGGCGGAAACGGAGCUCCGCGCCUGGGCGGUGGCGGUGGAUUCGGGCAGCGCCAGGAUAACCGCACCGGCGGUGGCAACAACCAGUCCAACGGACCGCUGCGCGGCGCCGGAAAUGGACAGACCAGUGGUGGCAACUACGGACGUCGCUAAAGGAAUUCCUCAGCACAUCAGCAAAAGCAUCCACAACUACAGCAGCAGUAGCCACAAAAACAAGAACAGCAACAACCCAACGUUAAGAACAUCAACUUCUUCCACAAUGCAAUCAAUCAAUUACAUUCAAGAACAUCUCAUGCAAUUAAAACACACAAAGACACGCAAAUCACACUAAACAUAAAGUAGUUGGAGCAACAAAAAAUGUCAACUGUCCUUUAAAUGUUCCUGAGCGCAACUCGGGGCGUCGAGCUAAAACAAAAAACAAUGAGUAACGUCAAGGUCUUGGAGUCUCUCCUUAGUUUAAUUGCGUUAGGCUCGCUUUUUCCAGCCAGUUCGUGCCAAAAUAUACCGAAAUUCUGUGCAAAUCUCUGUUGUGAAUCCAAAAUGAACGCUUCAGCUCGUCAACUGCUACUCUCUACCACCCACCACUCCCCCCCACGGAAUCAUCCACAUCAUGAAACACGUGUAUUAAGUUUAAGUCUCAAUCAAGCACAUCCAUCAGAUAAACACUCAUCGAACAAACACAAACAGACGGCAGACACACACACACACACACACCCAUCUUAGCAUAAACGUAAACUUUAAUUUUCAGCUAUCGUUUGGCAAAUCACUUUCAACAAAAAUUUAACUUAAGUUCGCAAGAUGAGAGAAAUUGGUUUAAAAAAAAAAGGAAAGGAGUAAUGCAACACAUUUUCGUUUGUUUUUUCAUUUAAUAACCACAAAUUCUUAAGCUAAAUAAAAGAAGAAAUUAAAAGGGAAAACUUAAAAAAUUUAGCUAAAAGAUAUAAACAGAAAAAAAAAAAAACAAACAAAAAAAUGAAAAACCUUUGUAAAAUGCAAUAAAAAAGAGCAAAAGAAAGACUUGAAAAAAUAAAUCUAAAAACAACAAAAAAAUGGUAACACGAGAAAAAUGUAAGGCGCGGUUAAGCAAGCAAAACAACAAGAUCAAGCAAAAACACACAAGAACACAAACCUCUUGAAAAACAUUGAAAAUGAAAAGAAAAUCAAUUUAGCACCCAGCCGCAUGGAUGAAAAGUGAGGAAAAAAAACGCAUCAACGUCAACGUAAAGCGCCCCGUAAAGUCCGCCGCAUUUUAGAGCCUGUAAACCUUUUGCUACUUAAAUCUAAUUUGCAGACACUGACACGUUUAACUAGCUAGUCUAUAUAGGGAAUCGGAUCGAAAGAUUAUGGAGAUGGAGAGUUUGUGAGAGGGCAAAUGCGGUGCCGGCGCCGCAGCGGGGGCGUGGUCGAUGCAAUCGAUGAGGGACGGACGGACGGAUGGAAUGUGUUUUCGCUUUUUUUUUCGUUCUGUGUAAUGAGUUCAAGGUCGUAAACCAAACUAAGUCAAGCAACUUAAACGAUUUGGUGUUUCCAACGCAGUUGUGAACUAAAAUUUAGUACAUAUUUUUUAAAUAAAAUCAAGAAAAGCCCUAAAAAAAAAACUGAUGAGAACCAUAUAAAACACACAAAACUUAUUAUAAUAGUUGGAAGACAAAACGCAAGCUACUAACAUUUUUCUCAAGGUAUAAAACAAGCAAAACAUGUAACAAAAAAUAUAUACAAAUAUAUAUAUAUAUAAAUAAAAAGAA
Messenger RNA from Drosophila gunungcola (fruit fly), 4230 nucleotides. It is a transcript of the gene rin, whose product is annotated as ras GTPase-activating protein-binding protein 1. The transcript has 5 exons. NCBI's taxonomy places the organism in Eukaryota, Metazoa, Arthropoda, Insecta, Diptera, Drosophilidae. Gene Ontology annotation, cellular component: ribonucleoprotein complex; cytosol. Gene Ontology annotation, molecular function: mRNA binding. Bases 557 to 2638 code for a protein of 693 amino acids. The record is from RefSeq and is a predicted model, not a curated record.